AUGGUGGCAUUACGAUGCUACGUCCGGGCCUUUAUCCUCCGCCGAUUCCAUGCUGAGGAUGGCAUUAUGGUUGUCUGUGGGGUCUGCUGCAUUGGCUUCAUGGCCUGUCUUGUCGGCGAGAGCAAAGUGGGUAUGGGCCAAUAUCUCGCGGCGAUCGAAAAGCAAGACCACCGGGGCAAGCUCACCCAGUGGAUAUGGUGGCGCUCUCUUGUUGUUGCCCUGGGGAUCAGUUUGGCCAAGAUAUCUGUAGGCCUCUUCCUUCUCCGGUUCACAGCUCAGAAUAAGUGGUUAAAGUGGUUUAACAUUGGCUCGGCAGCGUGGGAUUCUGAACUGCGAGCAAAAGAAUCAACAAAAUGUUUUACACUCCCAGUGUUUCUGGGCAUCGGCCGAUCUAACGCCUAUUUCCUCUAUGCCACCCUCCCUAUCUUCAUGUUCUACAACGUCCAGGUGAACAAGCGGUCCAAGAUGUCGCUAAUGGGCAUCCUGGGUUUGGGUUACUUUGCGUGCGCUGCCGCUAUUGUAAAAACGGUUUUCCAAACUCGCUAUUUCUUCGAUAAAGAGGCGUACCGCGUCGAGUUAGCCGUCGGCAUCAUCGCCGCUUCCUUUCCAACAAUCAAACCUCUCGUAAAGAGCAUUAUCGGCAGCACGCGCGGUCAAAGCAGCCGUAGUUACGGCCGAUCCCACAAACACACUGGCGAGGCCUACGGCCUAAACAGCCACGCCCUCAGCGCGCUCAGCCCAAAUCUCCACGACCAGGAGGAGGACAAAUACCGCGUGCAGAUACACGCAAAGUAUCCGUCACUGUCAGCAUCGGAGGACGGCAGUGAAGAGAACCUGGCACGCGACCGGAGGCAGAUUCCCCUGAAUUUGGGAAUUGUGCAGACGACCGAGGUGAUUGUGCAUACAGAGGAUAGUGCGGACCUGAAUAUGGGCUCCGCGAUGAUGGGGCCCAGGAGAACAAUAGAGGACCGGAUUUAA
Molecule: messenger RNA, 978 nt
Organism: Aspergillus nidulans FGSC A4
Lineage: Eukaryota; Fungi; Ascomycota; Eurotiomycetes; Eurotiales; Aspergillaceae
Exons: 6
Coding region: 1-978 (325 amino acids)
Cellular component (GO): membrane
Source: RefSeq, a predicted model, not a curated record